AUGAAGUUUGUUUCCAACCUCCUCAUAGCCGUAUCCGCUUCUUGCGCCCUGGCAGCACCAGGCCCAAGACGACGACACAUCAGCGGCCCCUAUCCUUUAACCAAAGACUCCACCAAUCUUGCUGGUCGCCAGAACGUCCAACAACCUUGGGCCGGUGCUGUCCAAGAAGGCGAAGGCUUCGGCUACGUCACCGGCAUAGUCAAAGUGCCCAGCAUCACCGGCCAGCCAUCUAACUACGCUGUCUCAGCGUGGGUGGGCAUCGACGGCAUGAACUGCCGGAACGCCAUUCUCCAGACGGGCCUGAGCUUCUACGGCGACGGCAGCAUCGACCCCUGGUACGAGUGGUGGCCCGCCUGGUCUUAUACGUAUGCGAACCCUGCGUUUCGCGUAUCUGCCGGCGAUGAAGUCCGCAUGACGGUAAAUGCCUGGACCACCACCUCGGGGAACUCUACGCUGGAAAACCUGACGACGGGCCAGACGGUUGUUCAGACGUUUUCUAACCAGGCGGCUCUUUGUAAUACUGAUGCCGAGUUUGUGCUGGAGGACUUUGGGGACGGCAAUGGAGGCCAUGUGCCGCUGGUUAAUUUUGGCGAGAUUGACAUUUAUAAUACUUCUGCGUAUGGGAGGAAUGGGUGGGUGAAUGCCCAAGGAGCCAAUAUUGUGAAUCUUGAGAUUGAUGGCAGGGUACGAUCGAGCUGUGGUUCAAACGCUAAUGGUGUUCGAUGUGACUAUCUUUCGUAG
This is a messenger RNA of Pochonia chlamydosporia 170, 741 nucleotides long. Its product is annotated as acid protease B. The coding region runs from base 1 to 741 and encodes 246 amino acids. Gene Ontology annotation, molecular function: glutamic-type endopeptidase activity. The transcript has a single exon. Gene Ontology annotation, biological process: proteolysis. NCBI's taxonomy places the organism in Eukaryota, Fungi, Ascomycota, Sordariomycetes, Hypocreales, Clavicipitaceae. The record is from RefSeq and is a predicted model, not a curated record.